AUGCAAUGUGUACAAUCAGUUUCUUACUCAGUUGUUGUGAAUGGGAGGCCAGGGAAGAAAUUUUAUCCUUCAAGAGGAUUGAGGCAGGGUGAUCCUCUAUCCCCAUAUUUGUUCUUAAUCUGUGUAGAAGGACUAAGCCAGAUGGCUACUUUGAAUGAGUGGAGGAGUAUGUAUGAGAUCCUUGAAGGUUAUGAGAAGGCCUCGGGGCAGAAACUUAAUAAGCAGAAGACCUCUAUUUUUUUCAGCACCAAUACAAAGGAGAAUGUAAAGAGUGAAAUCUAUAAAGAGGCAGGGUCCUAUAUCUGUGACAGAUAUGAGAAAUAUCUUGGUUUGCCUGCGAUAGUUGGAAGAUCAAAGUAUAAUGCUUUGAGGGGACUUAAAGAGAGAGUAUGGAAGAGGAUUCAAAAUUGGAAGAAUGGCUUCUUGUCAAAAGUUGGGAAGGAAAUUUUGAUUAAGGCUGUGUUGCAAGCCAUUCCUACAUACACGAUGAGUGUUUUCAAACUACCUCAGAGAUUGUGUGGUGAGAUUGAACAACUUUUUUCUAAAUUCUGGUAG
Messenger RNA from Carya illinoinensis, 555 nucleotides. RefSeq lists its product as uncharacterized. NCBI's taxonomy places the organism in Eukaryota, Viridiplantae, Streptophyta, Magnoliopsida, Fagales, Juglandaceae. The coding region runs from base 1 to 555 and encodes 184 amino acids. The transcript is spliced from 2 exons. The record is from RefSeq and is a predicted model, not a curated record.